AUGAGUUCCUCUGAGGAUGAACAGCGCAUAGCGUACUGCAAACAGCACAACGUGCACCAUCUCUUCGAGCUGCUUGCGACGAAGCUGCUGGUGGAGCGUCCUGAAAACCCCUUUGUCUAUAUGCGGCAGCUGCUCGCCAACGUGGAGGAGGCAGAGAAGACGAAGCACACAUAUGACCCCACCAUUCUCCCGCCAACCGCCGUCGGGGCAGCGCAUUCACUCAGGAAGAUUACACUCGGCACAUUUGGCGUUGACAACGCUGGAAAGACAACGCUCAUCUCUGCACUCGGCGGCAAGAUCGACAAGGACGUAACCCCAACUGUCGGCUUCACCCCGACGAGAUUUCAGACGGACAAGAAUGAUAUCUGCAUCUUCGACCUGGGUGGGGCGGCGAACUUCCGCGGCAUAUGGGUGCACUAUUUCCAUGAUUGUCAUGGACUCAUGUUUGUAAUAGACUCGGCGGCCGAUGAGGCUGUGGUGCAGGAAUCUCUCAAGACUCUUUCUGAGGUGGUACGUAACGCGUACAUACGAGGCAAGCCAUUGCUGCUCCUUGCCAAUAAGAAAGACCUCAAGAACAGCCGAGGAGUGAAUGUGGUUCCGGAAGGUUUCUUGGACGAGGUGCUAGAGAAGGGCACCGCGCAUCGCGUAGUGGCGUCCUGUGGCAUUGAGGAGGAUGUCGAUCUCGAAGAUGGGGUGGAGUGGCUGCUCGCAACAGUGGAACGGGAGUAUGACGCGCUCGAGGCACGAGUGCAGCGCGACACAGAAAUGGUGAAAGAGGAGAAUAAGCGAAAGGCAGCGGAGCGGCUUGCGUCGCUGAAUUCCACUGAAUAG
Molecule: messenger RNA, 831 nt
Organism: Trypanosoma grayi
Lineage: Eukaryota; Euglenozoa; Kinetoplastea; Trypanosomatida; Trypanosomatidae
Product: ADP-ribosylation factor-like protein
Exons: 1
Coding region: 1-831 (276 amino acids)
Molecular function (GO): GTP binding; GTPase activity
Source: RefSeq, a predicted model, not a curated record